Molecule: messenger RNA, 1653 nt
Organism: Symbiodinium sp. CCMP2592
Lineage: Eukaryota; Dinophyceae; Suessiales; Symbiodiniaceae
Source: the annotation of a GenBank genome assembly
AUGACACCUUCACCUUGGCUGCCGGUGGCGGUGGCGGACCCACCGGUGGGGCCGGCGACGAGCAGCGCAGACUCGCCAGUGACAAAGCCUGGGCCAGACUCGCCAGUGGCAGAGCCGGGGGCGACGGAAGCCAAAGUGGAGGACGAUGGGCCGAUCGUGGAGGAUGGUUCCGAGGUAGACUCUGAGUUUGUGCGGGUUGGUGAGACGGAGCAGGACAUCACAUCCAUGCCGACAAGCCAAGUGGAGCACAUCCUGCAGAGCGGCGGCACCCUUCCUGGCUGGGACCCGCAGGGCGACCCUGUGAAGGACCUCGGGUACGUGAAAAUCUUUUACUCUGCGGCCAUCUCGAACUACGACCCAGCGACACUGUGGCCGACUUGUACACUGGAGACUGGUUUGAUGACCAAGCUGAUCGACCUUCGGGACCAGUAUGUGGCGAUGCACAACGAUGGGUCGAUGCUCAGUCUGAGUCCCGAGUCCCAGUACGAUCUCUCGGUGCUCGAGGUGUGGCGCCGCCACCUGUACAAAGGUGUUGUUCCCCACGGGCCGCUGCUCGGCUUGGCCAGGAUGAAGGGGCACGAGUUGUACUACCACAUCUACGGCGAGAACAACCCGCCUUUCCUGAUGGCCAAGGUUCCCGGUGGCUCGUACAACACGUACCCGUUCUUCCUGCACGCCUUCGACAUCAUGGCAGGAGUGAAAGGCAUGUUCAUGCAGGCUGGCCUCUGGAAAGUGCGAGGAUUGGUCCUCCUUUCACAGAUGAGGAUCCCGGAUCGCAGUCCCGCGGCUUUGAACAAGUCACUGCUGGCCCAGCAUUUUCCCGAGGGCGGCCGUAUCAUGGAGGAUGUGCUUCCGACGUACUGCUCGCUGAAGAUUGACCACUCGGGUUACAUGGAGCGUGGGCCCUACGAGCAUCUUGUCGAUGCCCCCCCGAACUCCGAAGAGUCCUUCUUCUUUGACUGCUCGCCCUCCACGACUUUCUACAUGCAGGGCAAGGGUCAGUUCGUCUAUGCCAUGAACCUUGGCUUCGAAAAGACCAAGAAGCCCCGCAGCGAGAUGACCGUCGAUUGGAUCCGCAAGGCCGAUGUCCCUGGAAUCAAGGAGUUCCAGGUACUGGGUGUGUUUCCAAUGGAGGCGCCUAGCCUGCAGGGCAUUUCGAAGUUCAAGUACCACUCCGGCAUCUACUGCGAGGAGGCCGGUGUCAAGAAGGCCUUGUUCCUGGAGCUGCGCGACUACCCGGACAACAUGUACUGCCGGGGAGGGCGGCGACCGCCGAACGUGCUGCAGCUCUUCGCAAUGGAUCUGGUGCCCAAAGAGAUCAAGAAGUCACUGGUGACGAAGGCACCGGCAGGGCAGAAUUUCGAGCCUCGUCGGAGCAGGCCUGGAUUUGUUGUCCAGGGCGACAGGCCGUUCAAAACCUGUCCGCACGGAUGGGUUUGGCAGGAAGCCUACAACGGCAAGAUCACGUUCUACUACGUGGACGAUGGCCAAACGUACGAGUUCCACCAGCACAGCCCGGACUCCAAUGUGCAGUUCUUUGACCACGAAAAAGGGGAGUACGUGGUGGCAAACAGCUGCACAGGCUUCUGGCAGCAUGACACGGUGUCGAGUUUCGUCGGCGACUUCAUCCGUGAGUACUACUACGACGACUGA